This is a messenger RNA of Sorghum bicolor (sorghum), 1796 nucleotides long. Its product is annotated as zinc finger protein CONSTANS-LIKE 16. The record is from RefSeq and is a predicted model, not a curated record. NCBI's taxonomy places the organism in Eukaryota, Viridiplantae, Streptophyta, Magnoliopsida, Poales, Poaceae. Gene Ontology annotation, molecular function: protein binding; zinc ion binding. Bases 79 to 1341 code for a protein of 420 amino acids. The transcript is spliced from 2 exons. Gene Ontology annotation, biological process: regulation of DNA-templated transcription. Gene Ontology annotation, cellular component: nucleus.
AGCUCGCCCCCACACUGUUCCCGGUUUUGUUAAGCGCUCGCUUAACCUAACCGCCGGGAGCAGAAACUGUUCGACGAAAUGACUACGAGCGCUGGGGCGGCGGCAGGCGCCGCGCUAGGCGCGCGCACGGCGCGGUCCUGCGACGGAUGCAUGCGGCGGCGGGCGCGCUGGCACUGCCCCGCCGACGACGCGUUCCUGUGCCAGACCUGCGACGUCUCCGUCCACUCGGCGAACCCGCUGGCGCGCCGCCACCACCGCGUCCGCCUCCCCUCGGCGUCGUGCUCCUCCCCACCGUGCGACCCCGACGCGCCCACGUGGCUCCACGGCCUCAAGCGACGGCCGCGCACGCCGCGGUCCAAGCCAGGGGGAGGCAAGCAUGAGGCGACGACGCCCAAUUCUAUGGCCGCGGCUGCGUCGGCAGCGGUCCCCGACCUCGAGGCGGAGGAGUCUGGCUCCGGCAUCGUGGGCGAUAACGACGACCACGGGUUCCUGGUGGACGACGACGAGGACCUUCUGUACCGCGUGCCGGUGUUCGACCCUAUGCUCGCCGAGUUCUACAACCCCGUGGCAGACGAGGGGGAGCAGAAGCCGCUCGCCGAGUUCUACAACCUCGUGGCCGACGAAGGGGAGCAGAAGCCGGCCUGCCUGAUGCCGCCUCUCGUGGAAACAUCGCCGGAGUUCGCCUCCGGCGGCUUGGCGGAGGCGGACGGGCUCUCAGGGUUCGACGUCCCGGACAUGGAGCUCGCUAGCUUCGCGGCGGACAUGGAGAGCCUCCUCAUGGGAGUCCACGACGGGUUUGAUGAUCUGGGUUUCUUGGACGAAGAGAAGCCUCAGGUGAAUGCGGACGCGUACUUGGAGGCCAUGGCGGCGCCGGUGCCUGAACGAGAGGACAAGAAAAGGAAGCGGCCGGAGAUGAUACUCAAGCUCAACUACGAUGGCGUCAUCGCCUCGUGGGUCCGUGACGGCGGAUCGCCGUGGUUCCACGGCGAGCGUCCUCACCUCGAUCCUUACGAGUUAUGGUCUGACUUCCCGGCGGGAAGCCGGGGACUCCUCGGCGGCGCCGUCACCGCUGUGACCGGCGGCGAGCGUGAGGCGCGGGUGUCGCGGUACAGGGAGAAGCGGCGGACGCGGCUGUUCGCCAAGAAGAUCCGGUACGAGGUGCGCAAGGUCAACGCCGAGAAGCGGCCGCGGAUGAAGGGCCGGUUCGUGAAGCGCACCACGCUUCCGCCGCUGCCGAGGCCGCCGCCGCAGCAGCAGCAGAAGCAGCUGCCACGGGCACUGCCACACGUGGGCAUGGUGCUCGCGCCACCUCCGGGAGCGAACGGGCGCUUCCAGUUUUGAGACCACGCAUGCAAGCAUGAAGAAACGUAUGUGCAUGAUGAUGCACCGAUGCAUCUAUAUCUAGCUCGUAGCAUGUUCUUUCUACUCUACUACUUUUAAUUGGGGAUGAACGUACGUACGUACGUACGUACCUAGCGUUAGUUUUUUAUCAGAUACCCGUGCGUGCGAAUUAGGGCUCCCCACAAGAUGCUCCCUACUUACGACUGAAAUAUAUCUGUAUAUGUACAUGUGCAGAAUUUCAUGUGCAAAUUAGUUAAGGAAGAGUAUACUUAUAGCUAGGUUGGUUGUUUUUCUUUUUCUAGUUUUUGUAAAGAAGGAUCCACUAAUUACAAAGGGGUGUAGAUUUUGAUGCCGCCAUGCAUCGGUUGGAAACAUUGGAGCAUGUGUAAAGGUCUGGAACUCUGAGCUUAGACUGUAUAAGAUUGAAGUGAUGAUAUACUACGUUGUUUUUAUUA